AUGUCUAGACAGAGACUCGCAAUGACAACAAUCGCCGGUGUAGGCAUGAUUAGUGUCAUUUAUUAUGCCACACGGAAAAACGAAUCAGCAGCGAAUAAUGCGCAGCUAAGGAGAAACCAGGCUCAAGAUAUCCGUGAACUCGGGUUGGGAAGCGCAGGCGUUGGGGGCAACAGAAUGACCGGCGGCCCAAGCAAUUCAGCAGCACCUUCGGGAUCCGAAAGAGAUCCUCAGCGUGACCAGGUCCAGCUGCCCACUGGCGGUGUUGGUGGCGGCGAAGCCUCAAGUAAGUCGGAUCAUUUCAGAUUGCAUAGUUCGAUCUUGGGUGGUGGAGGCAAAGCAACUGCAAGUCGGCAGGAUCACGAAGGAUAUCAUGACACGAGAGGCAUUAGCAAGAUGGGCUCCGAAAUUCCAUCAAAGCGAGGGCCUGCAGAUGCUUCAAACUAG
Trichoderma aggressivum f. europaeum is the source of this 444-nucleotide messenger RNA. RefSeq lists its product as uncharacterized. The record is from RefSeq and is a predicted model, not a curated record. The transcript has a single exon. Lineage: Eukaryota; Fungi; Ascomycota; Sordariomycetes; Hypocreales; Hypocreaceae. Bases 1 to 444 code for a protein of 147 amino acids.